This is a messenger RNA of Diorhabda carinulata, 1953 nucleotides long. RefSeq lists its product as uncharacterized. NCBI's taxonomy places the organism in Eukaryota, Metazoa, Arthropoda, Insecta, Coleoptera, Chrysomelidae. Bases 840 to 1868 code for a protein of 342 amino acids. The transcript has 4 exons. The record is from RefSeq and is a predicted model, not a curated record.
GAAAAAACAGUUUAAAGCAACUUAACCUCAUAUAUGUUUACUGCAUUCUGUUAUAUAUUUUAUCAUUAUACAUACUUGUGUUUUUGGCUUCUCAAGAUAAUUAUAAAAUUGUAGUAAGUAUUAAAUUGUCACAUUUAUUUUUGACGACUAAUUCAUUACUAUUUAUCAUACUUUUUUUCCAAAAUUUUUCUGUUUACUAUUGAAAAACGUAAUAAAACAUGGUCUGACAGCCUCCCGUAGUUCAUAUUCACUGUGGCGCUGCAGUCACACUCGGAGCGAAUAGGUAACUAUACGCAGUAUUAGUGGUGACGUCACAAUUUGUAACUGUAUCUAAACAAACGUAUCGUCUAUUUAGAUACAAUAGCUGUGAUUUUAGAUCAGUUAUUAUUUCCUUAUAUUCGAAAAAAAAUAAAUUAUUUUAACUUGUAUACAUUCACUAGGACGUUUACUAAAGUAUAUAUUCGACUCCAAUCAAAACAGCGUUUUUCAUCUAAAUAAUAAUGGUGCAGUGUUGGGCACCUGGCUGUAAGCAUUACAAUGUCAGAGAGCGUUGUAAGUUUUAUAGAUUUCCAAAGGAUCCAAAAGUAAGAAGCAAAUGGAUAAAGCUAACAAGAAGAACAACAGAACCAGGUCCCGGAGCUUUUUUGUGUAGUUGUCAUUUUGUAGAUGGAAAAAAAGAAAAUGGGCCAACCAUUUGUUUACACAAUGAAGGAAAAAUGUUUCACGACCAAUAUCCCCAGAAAAAGAAAAGACCACUUCAAGAUGGGUAGGAAUUGCAAAUUGAACCACAAGCAUCUACGUCAAAAGAAACAGACGACUUCUCUCAAAGCAACCAUGUUAUGACAGAAGCAGAAAACUAUUUCUUACGACAAAGUCUAGAAAAAGCUACAGGUAGUCUCUCUCACUUAUCAGAAACAUUCUCCUUUGAUCAUAUUAGGAGUGAUAAUAACUUGGUCAUUUUAUAUACUGGUUUGCCUACAACAGAUGUAUUCAUGGCUCUGUAUCAUUUGUUGGAAAAAAAUGAAAUAAGAUAUUAUUUUAAAUGGAAGGUAGAAAAAAUGAGAAAAAUUGAUCAGCUGCUCAUGACUUUGAUGAAAUUGAAACAAAAUUUUCCACAUCAAGAUUUAGCAGUAAGGUUUAAUGUUUCACAAGGCACAGUCUCAAAUGUUGUAACAACAUGGGUGCAUGCCUUGCAUGAAAUUUUAUUCAAACAAUUCAUGUCUGAAAUACCAGAUAGAAGUAAAAAUCAGUUGUGCUUACCAAACUGUUUUAGUAGUUUCACAAAUUGUAGAAUUAUAAUAGAUUGUACGGAAGUUUAUACUUGUAUAAAUCGCCAAAGUAUGUCUUCCCAGAAGUUGACGUACAGCUCAUAUAAGCAUAGAAAUACAUGCAAAGGAUUAGUAGGUGUUGCACCAAAUGGUGUAGCUACAUUUUUAUCAUGUUUAUAUCCAGGUUCAACAUCAGACAAAAAAAUUGUCAAAGAUUGUGGAAUCUUAAAUCAACUUAAACCUGGAGACUUGGUAUUGGCAGAUAAAGGAUUCCUAAUUAAAGAUUUGAUGCCUCCCGGAGUUCAUAUUAACAUUCCCCCAUUUCUUACAACUCCUCAAUUUACUACAGAACAAGUUCAUCAAACUGAAUGCAUUGCUCGAGCAAGGAUUCAUGUGGAGCGUGCUAUAAGGAGAAUGAAGGUGUUCAAUAUAUUAAAUUUAAUUCCACAUUCUUUGUUGCCACAUGCUGAUGCUGUGUUUCAGGUAGUAGGGGCUUUAACAAACUUGCAGUAUCCUUUAAUUAAAGAAGUUGGACAACUUUAUUAUGAAGGGAUUCAAAAGAUUGAUCAUAUCGUUAGAUUUUGUAUAAAUAGUUUUUAAGUCUUAUGAACCUAUUUAACUUGUAAAACAUGUUUAUCUUUGCAUUGUAUCAACUUGUCUGUAAUAUAUACAUUGUUAUUUUAAA